Messenger RNA from Galeopterus variegatus (Sunda flying lemur), 3116 nucleotides. RefSeq names its product RAR-related orphan receptor C (gene RORC). Gene Ontology annotation, biological process: regulation of transcription by RNA polymerase II. The record is from RefSeq and is a predicted model, not a curated record. Gene Ontology annotation, cellular component: nucleus. The coding region runs from base 96 to 1652 and encodes 518 amino acids. Gene Ontology annotation, molecular function: RNA polymerase II cis-regulatory region sequence-specific DNA binding; nuclear receptor activity; zinc ion binding. The transcript has 11 exons. Lineage: Eukaryota; Metazoa; Chordata; Mammalia; Dermoptera; Cynocephalidae.
UGCUCCCUCCCUCCUCCCGCCUCCCUCCCCUGGGCCCUGCUCCCUGCCCUCCUGGGCAGCCAGGGCAGCAAGGACGGCACCAAGGGAGCUGCCCCAUGGACAGGGCCCCACAGAGACACCACCGAACCUCACGGGAGCUGCUGGCUGCAAAGAAGACCCACACCUCACAAAUUGAAGUGAUCCCUUGCAAAAUCUGUGGGGACAAGUCGUCUGGGAUCCACUACGGGGUUAUCACCUGUGAGGGCUGCAAGGGUUUCUUCCGCCGGAGCCAGCAUUGUAACGUGGCCUACUCCUGCACCCGUCAGCAGAACUGCCCCAUCGAUCGCACUAGCCGAAACCGAUGCCAGCACUGCCGCCUGCAGAAAUGCCUGGCACUGGGCAUGUCCCGAGAUGCUGUCAAGUUUGGCCGCAUGUCCAAGAAGCAGAGGGACAGCCUGCAUGCAGAAGUGCAGAAACAACUGCAGCAGCAGCAACAGCAGCAGCAGGAACAAGUGGCCAAGACCCCUCCAGCAGGGGGCCAAGGAGCAGACACUCUCACCUACACCUUGGGGCUUCCAGAUGGGCAGCUGCCCCUGGGCUCCUCGCCUGACCUACCCGAGGCCUCUGCCUGUCCCCCUGGCCUCCUGAGAGCCUCAGGAUCUGGGCCCUCAUAUUCCAACAACGUGGGCAAGGCAGUGCUCAAUGGGGCCUCAUACCACCUUGAAUACAGCCCUGAGCGGGGCAAGGCUGAGGGUAGAGAGAGCACCUACAGCACAGGCCGCCAGCUGACCCCUGACAGAUGUGGACUUCAUUUUGAGGAGCCCAGGCAUCCUGGGCUGGGGGAACCAGGACAGGGCCCGGAAAGCUACUGCAGCUCCAGUUUGCGCAGCACCCCAGAGGCACCUUAUGCCUCCCUGACAGAGAUAGAGCACCUGGUGCGAAACGUCUGUAAGUCCUACCGAGAGACAUGUCAGCUGCGGCUGGAGGACCUGCUACGGCAGCGCUCCAACAUCUUCUCCCGGGAGGAGGUAACCGGCUACCAGAGGAAGUCCAUGUGGGAGAUGUGGGAACGCUGUGCCCACCGCCUCACCGAGGCCAUCCAGUACGUGGUGGAGUUUGCUAAGAGGCUCUCAGGCUUUAUGGAGCUCUGCCAGAAUGACCAGAUCGUGCUACUCAAAACAGGAGCAAUGGAAGUGGUGCUGGUCAGGAUGUGCCGGGCCUACAACGCUGACAACCACACAGUCUUUUUUGAAGGCAAAUACGGUGGCAUGGAGCUGUUCCGAGCCUUGGGCUGCAGCGAGCUCAUCAGCUCCAUCUUCGACUUCUCCCACUCCCUCAGUGCCUUGCGCUUUUCUGAGGACGAGAUUGCCCUCUACACAGCCCUUGUUCUCAUCAAUGCCAACCGGCCAGGGCUCCAAGAGAAGAGGAAAGUAGAACAGCUGCAGUACAGUCUGGAGCUGGCCUUUCAUCAUCAUCUCUGCAAGACUCAUCGGCAAGGCAUCCUGGCAAAGCUGCCACCCAAGGGGAAGCUUCGGAGCCUGUGUAGCCAGCAUGUGGAAAAGUUGCAAAUCUUCCAGCACCUCCACCCCAUCGUGGUCCAAGCUGCUUUCCCCCCACUCUACAGGGAACUCUUCAGCACUGAAAUCGAGUCACCUGAGGGGCUGUCCAAGUGACCCAGAGGAGGGGCUCCUUUCCUCUCCCCACAGCCUGCUGGCCCACCGCCCGGACCCCGUUCCACCCCCAGCGUCUUCCUUUCCCGUGUCCUCUGGAGGGUGGUACCUGCCUGCUCUUUGGGAGUGAGAAAGUGCUGAGACUAGUUUACUGCCCACAGGCUUUCCUGCCAGUGGGACAGUAGCCAGAGGGUGGGGAUGGAGGAACACCAUCUCCAACCUCAGCUUUGUUCUGUCUCAUUUCCCUUACCCUUUCACCCCAGCUUCUGGGAGGCAUGGGGUGAGUGGGAUAUAUAAGGACCUCUAGGGAGGACCAAGGUGUCCUCAAGAAAGUUGGGGAAUCCAGGGUACCCUGGAUGAACAGAACUCAACUCUGGGCUCAAAAGCCACAAACAGGCCUUUGAAAUACCUCAUUGCAUUUCCCCAUGGGCUUCGGCUGGAGGAGAUGGAUCAAGCUCAGAGGCUGGUGGCAAGAGCCCAGAAGGACCUGUAUAUGAUAUGAAUCUGGACCUCUAGAUUUCCUGCCUUCCCUCUUCCUCCUAGCUCAGCAGGGAAGUGACUGGGCACCCUGCCCUUUUCCUGGGGUCUUGAAAAAAAUAGAUAUGUGGAGGGUAAGGAUGGGAUGGGGGUGAGAGGCUGGGGAUAAUUGCUUUAUGGGAUUUGGGUAUGGGGAUAGAGUACGAUGAAGGCAAGAGCAUCACAGACAGAUAUAGAGUUAGAACUCAAACCUCUUAUGUGCACUUUAAAAAUAGGCUUUAUUGGUUAGCACAGAUCUGAUCAGAGACACACAUCCACAUACAGGUGAAACACAUUCAGACUCAACCUGCAAUCAUGCAGCUCUAUAGACACAUUUAAUCUGUCACAAUCUCUCUCACCCUUGAGGUCACAGCUCAGAGAAGCCUAGUGGCCUCAGGGAAGAGUCCCAAUCCUGAGGGACCCCAGAACAUUUCCAUGGUGCUCUAGUCCACCAAUCUGAGACCCGGGGUGGUCUAAACUCCAUCCCAGCUCCAGCUGUCUUCUACCAUGAGAAGCCCCAACAGAAGCAGAGAUGGCUGGACACUGGUCAGUCAAAAGGCCAAGGACAGACCCUGGAAGGACUUUCCUAACCCUGCCCCUCAGCCCUACUCUUGUUAUGGAGAAAGGAAGCAGAUGCAAUCCCACCACUCUGUGACUGGGGACCGCUGACUCCAGCAUAGAGGAGGAGACCAGGGGACAGAGGACAGACCUGUUUCUGGAGCUGUGAUCUUGCCCUAGAACUUCUCUUGGCUUUAUAAAUAGCUGUGAACCCUCCUCUGAGGGAAAAGCAGCAAAUGAUGGGAGGGGGAUUUUUUUUUUUUUUUCCUCUCAGGGAAGGGGUUUGGCUGGGUAAACAUAAACCCCAACUUGUGCCAUUCUUUACAAAAUGAUUUUAAAGGUAAACAGUAUGUGUGUUGGGGGGUAGGGGAGCCUUAAAUAAGAUUACCCAUA